AUGGAUCUUUCAGAGUUCGACCGCUUCCUAUCUCCCGAGGGAGAAAUCCUGCUCCACCCUGAGGAGCUCGUUGAUGCUCUUCUUUCUUUGUUUCUGAGCAACGCCAAUCUCAACAUCACAGUCAAAGUGGAGUCCCUUCAGUUCCCGGGGCGUUUCCAUCAUCUCACUUUCAAGCGACUCUAUCAGUCUUCCGAGUCUCCUCCGCUAGAAAUGACCAUGUCGCAGCGUCUGGGGGAGCAGCGAGACGAAAUGAUGGAUUCUAUCGAGGCAGAAUGGGAUCAUCUGAGUGACUUGGACUCAGACACGGAGGUGUUCUAUCCAGAUGCUUUUGAAAUCGUUCGUCGUAAUCCGUUCGUUAUCACUGAGGGAUUUCCAACAACAACCGAGGGAGCGUCCUUUGAUGAAUUUUGA
Yarrowia lipolytica CLIB122 is the source of this 411-nucleotide messenger RNA. RefSeq lists its product as uncharacterized. The record is from RefSeq and is a predicted model, not a curated record. Lineage: Eukaryota; Fungi; Ascomycota; Dipodascomycetes; Dipodascales.